AGGUAAGAUUCCACACAUGUCGCCCGAUCGACAAAUGAAAAUUAUGGGGAAACCUCUCUUAGUUUCAAAGCGAAGUUUCCAGUUCUUGUUGAACCACAAUAAUUUGCUUAGGAAACAAUCUAAAAAUUUUACUGCAAUUAAGUCAAGUCUACAAUGUACAACUUGUAGAAAGAUUAUGAUGAUAGUAUUCUUUGAAUGAAAGGUAAGAAACUACUCCAUUCCACUAAUAUAUAUAUUCAGUAUUCUGAACACCAAUGUCUGUAUCAGGUGAGUAUUCUUUGAAUUAAUCAGAAGAAAGGAAAAUAAAUAUGCAGAUUUCUUGCAGAUUUUUGUUGGUGUUUAUACUUGCAGCAAUAUUGAUUAAGAAAGAAGCUUGGGGAAAGCAACAUGUUGUGGGAGGAAGCCAAGGAUGGGAUGAAUCGACAGAUUACGAUUCAUGGGCAUCUUCUCAGACAUUCAAGGUUGGGGAUGAACUAGUGUUCAAAUACACUCCGGGACUGCACAGCGUUGUCGAACUUGGCAGUGAAAGUUCAUACAAAAACUGUGAUAUUUCGAGUGCAUUGGAUUCAUUGAAUGGAGGAAGCAAUACGGUCAAAUUAAACAAACCUGGUACACGCUACUUCACCUGUGGAACAUCGGGCCACUGUGGCCAGGGAAUGAAGCUCAAAAUCACGACCGUCGCCGGAAAUGGCACCGCCACUAGUACUCCGGCAUCGCCAUCGUCGACUACUUCGACUUCCGCCGCCGUCCCUACUAAUUAUGAGUCUUUCGGACUUUUCGCUUUGGUUGCUACAUUGCUAGUGACUAGUAUGAUUUUCAAUGCUUGAGGGAGGUUUGCGUAUUUGAUUUUGAUUUAUUUUGUAAAUUUAUGAAAUUGGGUUUUUUUAUGUAUUAUUAAUUAUAUAAUAAAACGGCAGCCGUAUAUUUGUUU
Messenger RNA from Olea europaea var. sylvestris, 931 nucleotides. Its product is annotated as mavicyanin. Gene Ontology annotation, cellular component: plasma membrane. The record is from RefSeq and is a predicted model, not a curated record. The transcript has 2 exons. The coding region runs from base 309 to 827 and encodes 172 amino acids. NCBI's taxonomy places the organism in Eukaryota, Viridiplantae, Streptophyta, Magnoliopsida, Lamiales, Oleaceae. Gene Ontology annotation, molecular function: electron transfer activity.